AUGCCCGUCCGGCCAACAGCACUACACCCGCUGCCAGAAGAUACCCUUGUCUUGCAAGAUACCCGCUCGUCGACUGAAAGCCGUACGGCUACUCCUGGUGCCGCUCAUGUUUUGUCUGAAGCCAAUGACCAUCGGCGCCAUCUUCCACAGCGGGCAGCCGACGAAGAUGCGCAAGCCGCCCGCGACAAGCUCGACCGAAUCGCAAAGGCACAGCAGACCAAGCGCAACUGGGCCAAAUCAACCGGUGUCACUUUGAUGUUCAAGGCUUUUGGCCGCAACGAUCGUCGCCAACGCAAGCGCCGACACGGCCUUUCUUCAGAUGAAGAGAGCAGCGACGAGAGCUCUCAGGAUGGUGGCGCAGAAGGCAAACGCAACAAAGAGGAGGUAAAGCUCAUGAUCACCGGAAACCCUGUCGUCACCAAGGUCUUUGACGCUGCCUCUCGCACAAGGAGUCGUUUUCGUGGUCAGAUCGAGUCGCCCGACGCCUCGCCGCAAAUCGAAGAAGCACCCUUUCGUUUUUCCAUCAGCAGGGCCGGAGGCUCGUUAGCAAGACGCUUUCGGCCUCCAUCUGCGACACCGCCACCGCCCGAGGCUGGUCGAAAGAGCACUAACCUCUCUCCCACUGCCGAAGUACCUCCUCGGCUCUCGAGCGACAACAGCGCUGCCGGUUUCGAUCGUGCCAGGUCCAAGUUCCGACCCAAUAACGCUCCUGAGUUGCUGGCCGUAGACGAAGAGGGGCAUGGACAUCAAGACGCAAAAGACCCCGUGCAAACUUCCGCUGGCCGUCUUGCCCUUCCCUUUGUGAGAAGUCUGAAUAAUCACACGCCAAACAGCCUCGCAUCCAGCAGUUCUGUCAAUACUCCAGGUCAAGAAGUCGAGCUUUACAAGCAAGCAAGUCAUCACCGCUCGAGCAUUACUGGUGGUCUCAUUCACGACGAACCUGAGGCUCACGAUUACGGUCCAGCGGAGCGCGGAACCUCGCCUGCGUACGUCUCGUCGGCGUCGGACGUUUCGAGCGAUGACGAACUUGACGGAAGCGCACUUCUGUCCGACUCGGACGAGGAGGAGGGAGACAACAUGCUUAAGCUCAAUUUGCUCAGCCUUGAACACGGCGAAGCGCUCACAAAGGAGCAGCUAAAACGUCGCAAAAAACUCGUUGGUCGCGAGAUCCAGCGCAGAAAGGCCAAUGGCGAGCCCGUCGAUGACCUCAUUCAUCUGCACGGAAAGCUAGGCCAGCUCGGCCACAAGGUUUCCAGCCGAGUCUCGAAAGGCAUUCACUACGGAUCCAGCAACAGCCGCAAUCGUCGAGCCAUGGAUCGCUACUCGCCACAUCCUGGGCAGCUUGCGUUGCAGACUUCCGACCUCCCACGAAGCACCUCGGCGCAGAGUGCAGGCGGUCUCACCCCUUUCUCUACCAUCACACCCUCCAUCUCUCGCGGCAGCAACCACUUUGGCCAGAGGCGCGAGUCGGUCGCUACUGCCGCCAGCAGUCGAAGGAGCUCCAUGACCGUCGAGGAUGACGAGGACGAAGGCGAUCUUGAGGAGGGCGACCGCGCAAGCUUGUCCCGCAAAACAAGCAUGAUCGAUCGCUCCAUGCUGAGCUCGCGCAACAGCAUCCGCAAAUACUUUCACGCACCCAACGUGAUCAAGCGUCGACGUCGCAAAAAGUGGGAGGCCGAGCUGGCGGCGCUGGAGCGAGCUGCGGACGAGGAAGCUCGGAAGGCCGACCCGGACGCGGAGCUCGAUGCCAUGCUGGCCAAGUAUGCGCAACAGCAAGCCCCCUCGGAUGCCAACAAGGUAAAGCACGAGUUUGACGUGCUCUACGAAAAUCAGCGCGGAUUGCUUGUGUUUGGCAUCCCCAAGUUCAGUCCUAGGACGCUCUUCCAGUGGGACCCGUCCCCAUGGACAUUUGCCAGCGGGAAGAAGUCGGCCUACAAUAUUGCCAACGCGCAGCUGCCUGAUCCAUCAUGGGAGUGGGCGUACUCCGAAUGGCUGAUCGAUAUGACUGGCGAUGUCGACGAAGCGGGAUGGCAGUACAGCGGCAACUUUGGCCGACGAUUUUGGCCCAAUAUCCACUUUCCACACGGCAGAAUCGGCUUGCCCAAGACCGGCGCCGACGGCAUCCGAGAGAUGAAUGCGCGUCUUGCAGAGAAGGAGAAAAAGCGACAGGCAAAGGAGGAUACAAAAGAGGACGGCGGAUUUGAAGCCAUCAAGCGUUCAGCGCGUGCUCGGUCAAGCAAGUGGACGGGCACGUCGGACGCAUUCACAUUCGUUCGCCGGCGUCGUUGGAUUCGUCUUCGCCGACGCAAGCCUCUGGCCAGCGCUGCCAAAACGGGUGAAGCGGCAGCCACGCCGGCAGCAGCUCCCUCGCCAGCUCAUGAACUUGAUGUGCCAGACGCUGCUGGCAAGACGGCACUGUUCUCGGGCCAAAACAGCGUAAAACCAGGUCAGUCCGACGACGAGCGAGACACAGAGAGCUCGUUUGGUGGAUCGGACGAGUCCGACUCUGACUCAAGCGAGGACGAUUCUAUGUUGUAUGCACCCGCCUAUGGCCGACCGUCCGGGUUCUUGCCGCGUCGACUGCCAGGCCAUAUGGCCAACGGGGCGCACCCAAUCAGAAACAAAGAUCCGAUCGCCAGACGAAGGGCACGAAAGCAAAUGAGGGAGUUCACGGGCAGCAUUCGUGAGCUCAAGAGUCUGCUGCCCAGCAUCAUCGCCAUGGAUCGCGAAGCCAAGAUGUCGCGCACGCCGACAGGUCUCUGUGCGAGUCAAAACUCGUACAAGUGGGCCAUGCUCAAGAUCAACAAGGUCGACGCUCGCAAUCCAUUCAUCAAUUGGCACUUUGUCAAGCAUCGACUGCAAGACGAAGACAUGGCUUUUGCUGCUACGACGUUGCGAUCGAUGGAACGCAAAUUUCAACAACGGCAACUGGCUGCGAUUCGCAAGAGGGGCGAUACGGCACCCAAGAGCGUCGGGCACAGUUCCCAUCCACCGAUCCCAUCGACCUUUGUGGCUCAGUCCAAGAGCAUCCGUUUCGAUGGGCUGGCACCGACGGCGGACAAUGCUGAACUGUGCACGUUGCCGGGCACCGCAGAAAAUCGCGGCGCGGUGACAACCAGUGCCAGCUCUUCACGUCUGCUGGAACCUUUUGCCUCGAGCCCGCCCGAGGGUCAUGAGCUUUCACGCGAAGCGCUGAUUGAGAUCAACUUUGCACGCGUGCUGCGUGUGUUGCGCGCGUGCAAGGUGGAUCGGCAACGCAUGAGUUUGUGGAAGCUCUGGUUGGGUGUCGUGUCGCUCGACACGCUGAUGGAAACGGCGCGACGGGAAGAUCUGGCCGAACUGGGGCUGCUGGCAGCGGGAACCGAGUGUGCAGCGGACACAGCUUUGCCUGCAGGCGCGUCUCUGCCGGCGGGCGACACACCCCACAUGAGCGGAGGCAGCUCGUUCCGAUACCGUCAGCGGGCAGAGCGGAUCCGAGCGCGCUGGCGAGCUUCGGUGCCGACGCCGGAUGCGUCGGAUGUCUGGGAUGUUUUGGAGCGUAAGCUGGACGAUGUGUUACUGCUGUUCGAGUUCCAGAGCAACCGAGCGCAGUUCAUCCGGCUGCUGCUUGCGGUCCACGAGAAGCUCCAUCCGGAUCACAUCUAUCGGGACCAUUCGUUGCGAGCCAAUCCACUCGAGCUGUCGCCGACACAUGUGCAUGGCGAUGCCGCAGAGAUGGGCGGCGGCGGAGCAGGGGGAGCCUUCGGAUCGCGUCUGGGUGGAUGGAAGAGGGCUGGACUGCCUCGACUGGAGUUUUACUCGGAUCUGCAGAGGAUCUUGGCGGCGACGCCAGGAAACGAUGCAUCCACCAACUCCGAGUACAUUCUGGGCCAGGCAAUGCAGGUCGACGGCAUCGAGCCCGUCGCCAUGCCGCUCGGACAUCACAGCAGCAAUGCGCUGAUUGACAAGCUUGAGGCAGAAGCGCUAUCAGAUUCGUUCCUGGACCACGAGAAGAUCGCCUCGGGCAGUGUGCGGGAUGACGACGAGGGUGCUGGAGCGAAUGGCAAGCAGCGGGACGGCACGGUUGGCGACCGACUCGGCGUGGCCAUGGAUACGAGGACUUCCAGAAGUCCUUCGCCCAUUUCGCGGGCGCCGUCUGUGCCGCUGCCGUACCGCCAUUCUCCACUAACGCCGGCCGUGCCACUAUCGCAGGGCUCGCUGUCGACGUACAAUAGGAGCUCGGCCGACAUUACGAAGAGGACGCGAGGGUCGGCUGACUCCACGCCUCCGUCGUCGGCUCCCGGUGCGACAGGCGAAGACGACGAGCCGAAACGGGGAUUGCUGAAGAAGGACGGCGAGUCGAAGAAGGUUCAAGGAGCAUCGGCUUUGAAGGAGGGUUCGAACGAGGCGUCCAAGGGAGAGACUCUGAACGCGCCAGUCGUGGCUCGAGGGGAGGAGGAGGAGGCGGCGGUCACGCCGACGGUCGAAGCGCUGAAACAGACCCGCGCCCAGCCGAGACCGCCGAUUCCGGUGCGAAGUGGCUCCGUGUCGCCGCAAAAGGGUGUUAGGGAUCGCUUCUAG
Messenger RNA from Sporisorium graminicola, 4560 nucleotides. RefSeq lists its product as uncharacterized. The coding region runs from base 1 to 4560 and encodes 1519 amino acids. The record is from RefSeq and is a predicted model, not a curated record. The transcript has a single exon. Lineage: Eukaryota; Fungi; Basidiomycota; Ustilaginomycetes; Ustilaginales; Ustilaginaceae.